GCGGCCGGCGGGCGGAUGCGGACACGGACGCGCACACGUGCGGAGCGAUGGCGCGGGAGGGCUCGGCGCUCUUCGCCGCGUUCCGGGUGCUCGGCCGCUUCAGCGGGCACGUCCCGCACGUCCUGCGCUAUCACGGCCGCCACCGCGAGUUCUACCUGGCCGUCGCCGUCGGGCGCAGCGUCCACACCUACAACGUGAAGAAGCUUGGUAUUGUUGCUGUGAGUAACACUUUGCCGCAAGACAUCACAUGUUUGGCAGCAGAUCGCAUGUUGAUAUUUGCUUCAUACGACAAUAUUCUCCAUGCUUUUGCCAGGAACAAAGAGGUGGUUCAUACCUAUGAAGGCCACAAGGCAAGGAUACACCUUCUACAGCCUUUUGGUGAUCACGUCAUCUCUGUGGAUGUCGAUAAUGUUCUCAUUGUUUGGAAUAUACAGUCAGAAGAAGAGUAUCUUCAGAUAGAUUUUGAUAAAGCCACUUUUGCAGUUUCUGCACUUCUGCAUCCCAGCACCUAUCUGAAUAAAAUUCUCCUUGGGAGUGAACAAGGAACCUUGCAGCUAUGGAAUAUAAGAUCCAACAAACUCUUGUACUCAUUUCCAGGAUGGGGCUCAGCAGUCACAACUCUUGAACAAGCUCCAGCAGUGGAUGUUGUUGCAGUCGGCCUUGUAUCUGGUCAUAUCAUUGUACAUAAUAUUAAGUUUGAUGAAACUCUGAUGAAAUUUCAGCAGGACUGGGGUCCCAUCACAGCAAUAUCUUUUCGUACAGAUGGACACCCAAUAAUGGCAGCUGGUAGCCCAGUUGGACACAUUGCUUUGUGGGAUCUAGAGGAGAAGAAACUGAUGUGUCAGAUGCAAGAUGCCCAUUCCACAGCAAUAGCUGGCAUGUCAUUUGUCCCUGGAGAGCCACUUCUUAUUACUAAUGGUGCUGAUAAUGCUCUACGGGUGUGGAUUUUUGAUGGACCUGGUGGUACAGGUCGGGUAUUGAGAAGCCGAAAGGGACAUAGCGCACCGCCAACAAAAAUCAGGUACCAUGGGCAAAAUGGAGAGCAAAUUCUUAGUGCAGGUCAAGAUGGAACACUACAGUCUUUUUCAACAGUGCAUGAAAAGUUCAAUAAAAGUUUAGGACGUGGUUCAAUUAACAAAAAGAAAUCAAAAAAGAAAGGCCUUAAGCUGGAUAUGAUGGCACUACCACCGAUUACAGCCUUUGCUUCAGAAGUGGCACAUCAGAGUGACUGGGAUGGUAUUAUUGCCUGCCAUCAAGGGUAUAUAACCUGUACAACCUGGAACUAUCAGAAAACCUCCAUGGGAGCUCACAAACUGAGGCCAGAAGAAUUUAGCAAACACAAACCUAUUGACAUAUAUGCAACAGCAGUUGACAUUACCUCGUGUGGUAACUUUGCUGUAAUUGGGAUGUCAACUGGGCAGGUAGAUGUGUACAACAUGCAGUCUGGCAUUCACAGAGGGCGUUAUGGCAAAGAAAAAGCACAUGAAGGGGCCAUUAGAGGGGUAGCGGUGGAUGGAUUGAACCAGCUGGUAAUCACAGCUGGUAGUGAAGGAUUAAUUAAAUUUUGGAAAUUCAAAAUGAAAGAUCUGGUUUAUUCCACUGAACUUUCUUCUGCUCCGAGUGGAAUUCUGCUUCACAGAGACAGUGGUAUUCUGGGAAUUGCCUUUGAUGACUUCACUAUUAGUGUUUUGGAUAUAGAAACCAGGAAGAUUGUCAGGACAUUCUCAGGACACCAUGGACGGAUUAAUGACAUGACUUUCAGUCCUGAUGGUCGUUGGCUGAUAACUUCAUCAAUGGACUGUUCCAUUAAGACUUGGGACCUUCCCUCUGGAUGCCUCAUAGAUUGUUUUUUGGUAGACUCUGCAGCUGUGAGCCUUACUAUGUCCCCUACAGGAGAUUUUCUGGCUUCAGCACAUGUGGAUGAUCUUGGAAUUUAUUUGUGGUCAAACCGUUCUUUGUAUUCACUUGUGUCAUUACGGCACCUUCCUGCAGAUUAUGAACCUUCUUUGGUGACACUCCCCAGCACCUGCCCCAUGCAAGAUGUGGAUGUGUCAGGAGAUGAAGAGCCAUGUGAUGAGAUGAUAGAAUAUGUUUCACCUGAGCAAUUGGGAGAGCAGCUGGUGACCCUUUCCUUGUUACCGGAAUCAAGGUGGAAAAAUCUCCUCAACCUUGAUAUUAUCAAGAAAAAAAAUAAACCAAGAGAGCCACCAAAAGUUCCAAAGUCAGCACCUUUCUUCAUCCCAACAGUUCCUGGUCUUAUACCCCGAUACGUUCCACCAGAGGAGGAAAAUGAUACACAGUCGAAGGUAGUAAACCUUGGAGUGCUGGCACAAAAAUCUGAUUUCUACAUUCAUCUUGAAGAAGCCCUGAGCACCAACAAAUAUAAAGCUCCACUUGACUUACUGAAAAGCUUGGGGCCAUCUAAUAUUGAGAUAGAACUACGGGGUUUGGCCCCUGAAUGUGGUGGCUCAACGGAGGUGAUGCUGAGCUUUCUGAGAAUGAUUGGGAUGAUGCUGAACAAGAAGUACAACUUUGAACUUGCUCAGGCGUACCUGGCACUAUUUUUAAAGUUACAUCUUAAGAUUCUCUCAUCGGAGCCAAAACUCUUGGAAGAAUUAUCCAAAUUGUCAAUGCAACUUGAGGAAACUUGGAUUCACUUGCAGAGUCUCUUCAAUCAGAGUCUGUGUGUUUUAACAUACAUGAAAAGUGCUUUGCUGUAAAAUACUUCAGGGUUUUGUCUGUAUAAGAUUUCCCUCAGAGUAACAGUACAAUUACCAAAAAUACUGGAUUCCAAAAAUCAUACUGGGUCUUGGAAUCAUAGAAUCAUUAAAGUUGGAAAAGACUUCCAAGACCAUCAAGUCCAACCUUCUACUGAAUACCACCAUGCCCACUAAGCCAUAUCACUAAGUGCCAGACUUCUAAUUUUUUUAAUAUUUCCAGGGAUGGUGAUUACACCUUCCUGUUCCAGUGCUUCUUCUGGUGCUGUAUUUUAUACAUCUACAUAUGGCAGAGUAUUUUAGAACAUGCAUAACUGCCUAGUUUUCUUCACUUCACUUGGAGAAAAAAUUACUAUGUGCAGCUAAAGUAUUUGUUGUGUUGGGCUCUUCUGUCAACGGACAGACAUUUGGAUUCAAGGCCCUGAGCAACCAUGGCAGGGGGUUGAAACUAGAUGAUCUUUAAAUUUCCUUCCAACCCAAAGCCAUUCAAUCAUUCUCUGAUUCUAUGGCUGCAUAAAAUGUAGUUUAUAAUGAAAAAAUGACUUGCGGGGAAAAUAAAGAAGUGGGAAUGUAACUCCUGUGCCGGAGACCAAAACCUAUAUUAUUCUUAAUAAAGUCAUUGUUGAUGCAAAAAUAAAACAAGAAGUCUGAAUUGUUAACACUUUA
Molecule: messenger RNA, 3383 nt
Organism: Corvus hawaiiensis (hawaiian crow)
Lineage: Eukaryota; Metazoa; Chordata; Aves; Passeriformes; Corvidae
Gene: WDR36
Product: WD repeat domain 36
Exons: 23
Coding region: 48-2720 (890 amino acids)
Biological process (GO): rRNA processing
Cellular component (GO): small-subunit processome; Pwp2p-containing subcomplex of 90S preribosome
Molecular function (GO): protein binding
Source: RefSeq, a predicted model, not a curated record